AUGAAGAACGUUUACGACAAGGAGCCAUGGUUGCUGGAUCAUACAAUUCAUCCUUUGUUCCGGAAGAACGAGUGGUUUUAUUUCGUGACGAGGACUCAAGUGUCAGUGAAGAACAUUGGUCGUGGUAGGAACUCAAAGCGGAGGAUCGCCGGGGACAACGAUGGUGGGAGUUGGAAGCCUAACGCUAAAAAAUAUAUUGAGGACGAAGAAAACGAGAAGACCAUAAUAGGGAAAAAGCAAACUCUAAAGUUCACUAAAAGCGACAACAAUAAGAGGCAGAAGAGAGGAGACGGUACUUCUGCUGUUGUUCCUGGGAGCAAUAGUAGCUGGAUUAUGCACGAGUAUUCGCUUCCGGACGAAAAUACGUUUCAAGAACUGGUCCUGUGCAAGAUUCGCAAGAUAGGCAAUUCUAAGGAUGAAGAAAGUGAAGCCGUGGAGGGGACACAUGACGCAGAAGAAGAUGGGACUGGAGAGCUCGUUGAAAGAUUCGCAAGAACGGGAUUGGAUGAUCAACAAACAACGGAGAAAGAUGAUCAACAAGAGCCACCAACGUACGGUCUUUCUCAAUCUAGUGAUCCUCCCGCUAGGCUUGGCGAUAAAUCUCUACCAAUAUAG
Molecule: messenger RNA, 615 nt
Organism: Brassica oleracea var. oleracea
Lineage: Eukaryota; Viridiplantae; Streptophyta; Magnoliopsida; Brassicales; Brassicaceae
Product: NAC domain-containing protein 78-like
Exons: 1
Coding region: 1-615 (204 amino acids)
Biological process (GO): regulation of DNA-templated transcription
Molecular function (GO): DNA binding
Source: RefSeq, a predicted model, not a curated record